Hansenula ciferrii is the source of this 2268-nucleotide messenger RNA. It is a transcript of the gene PET111, whose product is annotated as Pet111p. Gene Ontology annotation, molecular function: protein binding. Lineage: Eukaryota; Fungi; Ascomycota; Saccharomycetes; Phaffomycetales; Wickerhamomycetaceae. The record is from RefSeq and is a predicted model, not a curated record. The transcript has a single exon. Bases 1 to 2268 code for a protein of 755 amino acids.
AUGCGACGCGGCCUGGGGUUGCAAGUGCCCUCAAUAUUAUAUGAUUUACAAUGUCUAAGAACUUCAUCAAUUUCAUCAUCAUUGCAUUUAACUCCAAGAUCUAUACGGCGUGUGCCAAUUAUACCAAAUGCUUUAAUAUAUACAAGACAAUUCAAUUCAACCAGGUAUCAAAAAAGUGAAAUAUCAUUACUUAAACCUGUCAAAGUCCAAGAUCAAGAAUCUUCAAAUUCAUCAUCAUCAUCAAAUACAUCAAAUACACCAAAUUCAUCUGUAAAUAGUGAUACAACAAAAGCAACAACAAUCCCAACUGCAUCUACAACAACCUUUAUACCAGACCAAGAAGGCGAUAAACUUCUCAAACAAAUUUUUUACUACAUUCAUAAAGAACAUUAUAUUGAUUUAUAUCAUUAUAUAAUAUAUACCAAAAAUGAUCUCUCAACAGAACAACUAGAGGUUAUUUUCAAAGAAUUAGAGAUUCGUAAAAAAUACAAAUCAAUCAUGGAAAUUCAUAAAAAAUUACCAGCUUUAUCAUUCAAGAAUCCACAAAUUAUUAAAACAUUAUUACGUGUAACUUUCAAUGCUGAAGAUUAUACAUUAUUUGAUGCAGUUUUUUCAAAAUAUUUAAAAGAAUGUGAUCAUUCAGCAAGAUAUUGUAAUAUGGCUUUGAGAGCAUAUUCUAAGAAUAGAAAUUUAGAAUUUACUAAACAAUUAUUAUAUCAAAUGAUUCAAUCACAUCUUCCCAUGAGUUCAAAAUCUUUUGAAAUUUUCAUUAAAUCUGUUAAUAAUUCAGGAACUUUCCAAUCUGUUAAAUUUGCAGUUGAUUUAUUGAAACAAAACCCACAGAUAAAAGUCACUGGGAAUACAUAUUCAGAAAUUAUUGAAUAUUAUGUUCGUUCGGCAACUUCACAAGAAAUGGAGGAAAUUUCAAUCUUUUUAAAAUCAAAAAAACAUGAUUUAUAUGAAAUUGAAGUUUAUAAAUUCUUACAAAAUUUAAAAAAUAAUGAUUUUCAUGAUUAUGAUAAAGUUUGGUUAGAAAUUAAUGAAAUUAGAUCUAAAUUACAAAAAAAUUCAAGAUUUCAAGAAGUUUUCUAUAAGAAACUUUCCAGUAUAUUUCUCAAAAAACUAAGAGUCGGAGAUUUAUUAAAAACAAUGGAAUCUUUAACAGAGGAUGGAUUGGAAAUGAAUGAUUUUUUCCAAUCAAGGGUCCUUUUAUAUUUCAGUAGAUCUGGUGAUGUUAAAGGUCUUAUAGAUUAUUACAAAACAUUAAAACAACAAAACAUUCAUAUUCAACCUAUACAUAUUAAUACACUUUGGAAAUCAAUUAUUAAAAUGGAACCUGAUUUAUCAGCUGAUAUAACUAAAAGAUUUCAAAAAUUUUUACCAAAAUUAUAUACAAAAGAACAAUUAUCAUCAAGAUACUUGAAAAACAUCAAAGUAAUGACAAUUAGAAACUUAUAUAAUAUUAAGAGACCAAUUGUUCCAGAUGAAUACUUGAAUAAAAAAUUGGAGUUAGUGAAGGAUUUGAUUGCUGAAAAAAAAGAUGCUGAGAUAAUGUCCAUGAUAAAUACUCAGUUAAGAUUAGGUUUAAAACCUAAUUAUUUACUAUUGAUAACUUCAUUAUAUGGACUUGUUAAUAUGAGAUCAAAGGAAUCAGAAAUUUUAUAUACUUUAUGUUGUAAAAUUGAUAAAGAUAACUUAGUUGAAUAUGAAUUAGCAUGGUUGAAAAAUUCAAUUUAUGAGUUAUUAGAAUCUACUAAAAAUGGUCAUGAAAUUAAAGAAAGUGGUAAAAGUUUAGUUCAAGAUCUUAGAUUAAAACAUCAAGGAAGACUGUCUCAUGUUCAUUAUAAUGAUUUAGCUAAUAUGAGUAUUAAAGCUUAUAACACAGAUUUAGCAAUUGAAAUAUUACAAGAAUCACGAAACUCCAUUAUAGAAAUACAAAAAGAUGAUGAAAUUAAUUUAUUUAUUACAUUAACAAAUGCUUGUGUUAAAAGUAAAGAUAUGGAUUUAUAUUUUAAAGCAUUAGAUUUAGUGAUUAAUUUACCAAACUUAAGACUUAAUCGUUAUUUAAUUCGUCAAUUGGAAAGUCAUAGAAAUUAUCUUUCCAAAAAAGAAAGAAUGUUGAUUAUUGGUGAAAUGAAACAUCCUAAAUAUGAAUUACAAAAAAGGCUUGAAUUUUUAAGGAUUAGAUUUAGAUCACAGAAAAUAAAAUCCAUUGAAUUAUGUUCAGAAUGUCUAGAAUUUUUAGAAGAAUGGGAUAAGAGUACAUAA